Molecule: messenger RNA, 1862 nt
Organism: Metschnikowia bicuspidata var. bicuspidata NRRL YB-4993
Lineage: Eukaryota; Fungi; Ascomycota; Pichiomycetes; Serinales; Metschnikowiaceae
Gene: PGM2
Product: phosphoglucomutase
Exons: 1
Coding region: 123-1784 (553 amino acids)
Biological process (GO): carbohydrate metabolic process
Cellular component (GO): cytosol
Molecular function (GO): phosphoglucomutase activity; magnesium ion binding
Source: RefSeq, a predicted model, not a curated record
UUUCGGCGAGACCCCUCAACACCACUUUAGGAGCAGGAACAAGCGACGCUUUUCUCUUGCCCCGUACUUGCUUUUCCAAUUGCACCACGGCACAAACAGAGGAAAAAACACUGCAUCCCAAAAUGGCCACGACUGUCCCCACCACCGCUUUCCAGGACCAAAAACCAGGCACCUCGGGGCUCCGGAAAAAAGUGACCGUGUUCCAGCAACCCCACUACACGGAAAACUUCAUCCAAGCAAUCCUCAAUGCGAUCCCCGAGGGCGCCCAGGACGCCACUUUGGUCGUUGGCGGCGACGGCCGCUACUACAACGACCACGUGAUCCAGCUCAUCAUCCAGAUCGCCGCUGCCAACAAUGUCAAAAAGGUCAUUGUGGGCGAGAACGGAAUCCUCUCAACGCCAGCCACGUCCCACGUGAUCAGAGUCAGAGGGGCCACCGGCGGAAUCAUUUUGACGGCCUCUCACAACCCUGGUGGCCCCAAAAACGACUUGGGCAUCAAGUACAACUUGGCCAACGGCGGCCCUGCGCCAGAGAGCGUCACGGAUAAGAUUUACGAGGAGUCCAAGACACUUUCCGCGUACAAGAUUCAAAAGCUCGAUGCUAUCGACAUCUCCAAGAUUGGCGUGGCCACUGCGGGCCCCAUUGAGGUCGAGGUCAUCGACUCCACUGCCGACUACGUGGAGCUCAUGAAAGACAUCUUCGACUUUCCUCUAAUCAAGUCGUUCAUCUCCCAAGCUGAAGACUUCUCUGUGCUUUUUGAUGCCUUGAACGGUGUAACUGGCCCUUAUGGACACAAGAUCUUCGUGGAGGAGCUCGGCUUGUCGGCAGACUCCAUUCAAAACUGCGUGCCAAUGGCUGAUUUCGGCGGCUUGCACCCAGACCCAAACUUGACGUACGCCAAAACACUUGUGGACAGAGUCGACAACGAAAACAUUGCUUUUGGUGCUGCGUCUGACGGUGAUGGCGACAGAAACAUGAUCUACGGCGCGGGUGCGUUUGUCUCCCCCGGAGACUCCGUCGCCAUCAUUGCCGAGUAUGCGGAUUCUAUCCCAUACUUUAAGAAGCAAGGUGUGUACGGGUUGGCUAGAUCAAUGCCAACUUCCGGUGCCUUGGACUUGGUUGCCAAGCACAAAAACUUGAACGUGUAUGAGGUGCCCACCGGCUGGAAGUUUUUCUGCUCCUUGUUCGAUGCCAAGAAAUUGUCUAUUUGUGGAGAGGAGUCCUUCGGCACUGGGUCGAACCACAUCAGAGAAAAGGAUGGGUUGUGGGCAAUUUGUGCGUGGUUGAAUGUCUUGGCUGACUUCAACCAGAAAUUCCCAGAGGAGAAAACUUCCAUUAAGGCCGUUCAGGAGAAGUUCUGGGAAAAGUAUGGUAGAACUUUUUUCACCAGAUACGACUAUGAGGAAGUCUCGAGCGAGGGUGCCGCUGAUUUGAUCAAGUUGCUCGCUUCUAUUGUCGAGAAGGAAUCCGCUGGAUCUGAGUUGGCUCCAGGAUAUGUCAUCGAGGAGGCGGACAACUUCUCAUACACGGAUUUGGAUGGGUCAGUGUCGAAGAACCAGGGCCUCUUCAUUAAGUUCACCAAUGGAUUAAGAUUUAUUGUGAGACUAUCUGGAACUGGCUCGUCUGGUGCAACUGUAAGAUUGUACUUGGAGAAGCACUCCAGCGAUGCUUCCACAUACACUCUUUCAGUUGACAGCUUCUUGAAAGACGAUGUCGCUUUCGUCUUGGACUUGUUGAAAUUCAAGCAGUUCUUGAACAAGGAGGAACCAGACGUGCGUACAUGAUGCUACAUCUCAAAAUAAAAGGCUAUAAAUGUCCUGCACUACAGUGGCGUGAUUGAAGUCAUCAUCUUAAAUAUCACA